AUGGAGUCGGGGAGCACAUUCUAUGCGGGUGAAGGUCUUCACAUUGAUCCCAGCUGGCUCAUUGACCCAAAGCUUCUCUUUGUUGGGCCACGGAUCGGUGAGGGUGGACAUGCAAAGGUCUACGAGGGGAAGUACAAGAACCAAAAUGUUGCUAUCAAGAUUGUGCACAAAGGGGACACCCCUGAAGAGGUCAUCAAGAGGCAGGGUAGGUUCUUGAGAGAGGUGACCAUGCUGUCAAGGGUGCAGCACAAGAACCUUGUCAAGUUUAUUGGAGCUUGCCUAGAGCCUGUCAUGGUGGUGGUGACUGAGCUAUUAGUGGGGGGCUCUUUGCGGAAGUAUUUGGUCAGCUUACGGCCUAGGAACCUGGAGCCUCGUGUAGCAGUUGGAUUUGCAUUGGACAUCGCCCGAGCCAUGGAAUGUUUGCAUGCACAUGGGAUCAUUCAUCGUGAUCUUAAACCUGGUAAGAAACCUGAGAAUCUGCUGCUUACAGCAGACCAGAGAACAGUUAAGCUCGUCGACCUUGGUUUAGCAAGAGAAGAGACGUUAACAGAGAUGAUGACCGCAGAAACAGGAACAUACCGUUGGAUGGCUCCUGAGUUGUACAGCACAGUCACAUUAAGGCACGGAGAAAAGAAACAUUACAACCACAAAGUAGAUGUUUACAGCUUUGCGAUUGUGUUAUGGGAACUACUACACAAUAGACUACCCUUUGAGGGCAUGUCUAACCUGCAAGCUGCAUAUGCUGCCGCUUUCAAGAACAUCAGACCAAGUGCAGAUAAUUUGCCGGAGGAGCUGUCAGAGAUCCUAACAUCCUGCUGGAAAGAAGACCCAAGCGACAGACCAAACUUCACCCAGAUAGUUCAAAUGCUUCUCCAUUACCUCUCAACCCUUUCACCGCCAGAACAUAUGGCCCCGGCUCGCACAUUCAGUUCGGAGAAUGCAAUCUUACCUCCUGAAUCGCCUGGGACGAGCUCUCUAAUGGCUUCUCGAGGUGAUAUCACGCCUAAAGGCAAUAUUGAAGACAAGCCAAGGGGCUUCUUUUUCUGCUUCAGCCAGUGUUAUUAG
Messenger RNA from Triticum turgidum subsp. durum (durum wheat), 1065 nucleotides. The record is from the annotation of a GenBank genome assembly. NCBI's taxonomy places the organism in Eukaryota, Viridiplantae, Streptophyta, Magnoliopsida, Poales, Poaceae.